Molecule: messenger RNA, 417 nt
Organism: Paramecium pentaurelia
Lineage: Eukaryota; Ciliophora; Oligohymenophorea; Peniculida; Parameciidae
Source: the annotation of a GenBank genome assembly
AUGAGCAUUAAUAUGAUGCUGAAUCAGAAAUAACUCUAAUUAAUAAAAUCUCGCUGGAAAGUACUCCAAGAAAAUAAGAAGAAUUAAUAAAGUGAUAGUUCUAUCUCUAAGACUUCUUUUAGGUUCAAAGAAGAUAGAAUAAUUUUGGAAUUAAGUAGAUCAAAAGUAAUUAUGCUUAAUUGUCUAAAAUUAUUAUUAUUACUUAUUUUGAGGAUAGUAUUUUGGAAUUAAUUAAUGGUUCUUAUGUAUUUGAAGAAUUCAAAAGGGUAGUUACAUAAAUAUAUGAUUUAUGAAAGCAUAAUAUGCAAAAAUUAUAAUCAAUAGUAUUUGCAAUCAAGGAUAGUAUUGUAAAUUAUGAUUAAAACAUAUUUUCAAAGUCUCUAUAGAUUUUCAUGCAACUUCGAAUAUUUCAACUGA